This is a messenger RNA of Python bivittatus (Burmese python), 2437 nucleotides long. The record is from RefSeq and is a predicted model, not a curated record. Lineage: Eukaryota; Metazoa; Chordata; Lepidosauria; Squamata; Pythonidae.
AGCCCAACUUCCUUCGGCGGGUGGAUGCCAGCGGGGCUGUGAUGGAGGAACUGCUGCUGGAAGACCCAGAGGUUUACUGCCCGUACAGUGCCUCUGGCACCGUUGUGGGGGGCCUCGUCUUUGCCAACUACGGGCGCAGAGAGGACUUUGCGGUGCUGGGGCAGCAGGGGGUGAGUCCGCGGGGCCACCUCGUCCUCGUCCGCAUUGGGAAAAUCAGCUACGCCGAGAAGGUGGCAAACGCUGAGGCUUCCCAGGCUGAGGGGCUUCUCAUUUACCCAGACCCCGGCGACAUCCCGCAAGAUCUCCGCAAGCUGGGGCUUUUCCCCAACAUAAGUAUUUAUGGACAUGUUCAUAUGGGUGCUGGAGACCCCUACAGUCCUGGUUUCCCUUCCUUCAACCACACCCAGUUUCCUCCCAUAAAAUCCUCGGGGCUGCCCACGAUCCUGGCUCACCCGAUCAGCGCUGCUGUGGCUGCCCGACUGCUCCGGCAGCUGACCGGCCCCCCGGCCCCCCCAGCCUGGAAGGGGCAGCUGCCGGAGGUCGCCUACCUGCUCGGCCCGGGGGAUCCUGGCUUCCGCCUGCAGCUGGGCGUGCACAACGUUCGGCAGUCGGUCAUGAUUAACAACAUUUUUGGGUGCAUUGAGGGCAAAUUUGAGCCUGAUCACUACCUGAUUGUGGGGGCUCAGCGGGACUCCCUGGGGCCAGGAGCCGCCCGGUCCGGUGUGGGCACCGCCAUUCUCCUGGAACUGGCCCGCACUUUUGUGGCCAUGGUGCAGAAUGGGUUCCAGCUGCGAAGAAGCCUGCUGUUUGUGAGCUGGGAUGCCGGUGACUUUGGCAGCGUGGGCUCCACCGAGUGGCUAGAGGGCUACCUCACCAUGCUGCAUCUGAAGGCCGCCGCGUACAUCAGUGUGGACAAUGCAGUCCUGGGAGAUGACAAGUUCUUGGCCAAGACCAGCCCUGCCCUGAUCAGCCUCAUCGACAGCGUCAUCAGGCAGGUGGACAGCCCCAAUCGCAGUGGCCAGACCAUCUUUGAGCAGAUGACGGAGCAGGGCCAGCGCUGGGAGAACGAGGGAAUCCUGCCCCUCCCCAUGGGCAGCAGCGCCUUCGCCUUUACGUCCUUCGGGGGCGUGCCGGCGGUGGAAUUCUCCUUCGCGGAGGACUCGCGGCCGUACCCCUUUCUCAACACCAUGCUGGACACCUAUGACAACCUGAACCGGGCUCUCCAGGGGCGGCUCCCCGCCGUGGCCAAGACGGUGGCCGAGGUGGUGGGUCACCUGCUGAUCAAGCUGAGCCACGACCACCUCCUGCCCCUCGACUACUGGUGCUACGGAGAUGUUCUCUUGCAAAAGAUCGCUCACUUCAACGAAUACAACUUGCAGCUGAAGAGUCGGGGGCUCACCCUGCAGUGGAUGUACUCGGCUCGCGGCGAUUACGCGCGGGCAGCGGAGAAGCUGCGGAAGGACAUUCACACCUCGGAGGAGCAUAACGAGAGGCUCCUGCGCAUGUUCAACGUCCGCAUCAUGCGGGUGGAGUUCUACUUCCUGUCUCAGUACGUGGCGGUGACCGAGACCCCCUUCCGACACAUCUUACAUGGCCGAGGGCCUCACACCCUGCAGGCUCUGCUGGAGCACGUCAGCCUCCUGCGGGACGCCCCAGAAAGGUUCGACGAAGUCCUCUUCCGCCGGCAACUCGCCCUGGUCACCUGGACGCUCCAGGGGGCGGCCAACGCCCUGAGCGGGGACGUCUGGAACAUCGACAACAACUUCUGACCUGCGGCCCCUCUGCUGGAGCCUCCGCCGCCUGCCCGGGCCCUCCGCGGGCGGACUCUGGCGCUUGCAGCCUCCGCGGUGCUCAGCACUCCCCGCAUCGCCUAGAUCAGCAUCUGGUAUCCAAGUUGGGAGCGCAGCAAAACAGAUCCGUUUGGCAAAUACUGUUGUACUGUUGGCAAGCACACGCGUGUGCAUGAACCCACACGGGUUUGUUCCAGCUCCAGCCAUUGCUCUUUCCUUUCUUCCCCUUUCCAUCCCCAAUCUUAAUUUAUCAGUGACAGGGCCCACUAUGAAUGGUUCAUAUAUUGCUAUGCAAUAGAAUAAAGACCUCUGUUCCUCCAGUGUCAAUUGCCCCCCAUCGGAAUGGCCCCCCACUUAUUUGCUCCACCAGAUUUAUCAGCAGCAACGUCUGCUAUAAAUCGAAUUGAUUUAUUGCUAUGUAAUAGACAGAAAUCCUGCACCUUUUCUUCUUUUCUUUUCUUCCUUUUUCAUUCCUCCCCAGCUUUUAACUCGUUCAUUGCUCCUUGGCAGAUUCUGACUCCCCUACUUGAUAAUUUAUCAAUGUUUAUUGCCAUGCGACGGAAUGAAAAGCUAACUUACCUUCUUGAUGAUAUAACGAGGGCCUUGUUGAUUUAUCAGCAACAGCGUGCAUUAUAAAUUAUUCCUUA